UAAAGUUCACACCUGUAGGACCCACAAGAGAGGUACGUGGUUGUAGAGGUUUUAUGUUUCAUAGCCAAACAGUGGGUCGUGUUUGAGUAAAAACACACGUGUUGUGUAAAGACAACUGAGGUCGGAAGACUUCUUGGAAUACAGCAGUUUGACAUUUGAAUUCAUACACAUGACAAUUUCGUAGAAUUAAGAAAACGGAAAAUAAAGUAGGUCUCACCUGUUUUUGUUUUUGUUUUUUAAACAAACUUUUCAGAGCAAAAGUUCACAUCUUAAUCUGUUUUAUAAUGACUAAAUGAAAGAGCAAAUGUUUAUGAGUAAUUUGGGUAAAAACAUUUUAAAUGUUCCCUACUGGUUUACACAGUUUGUAGAGUUUUAAUGGCUUUUUGUUUUGUUGUUGUUUUUGUGAUGGAGGUGACACUAAAUGUGUCCACUGUCUUCUCAGAAGCAGAAGUGAGGGUUACCAAAGGUAAACCAGAACAAAGUCGUCACUCAGUCACGUGACGGCAGGCUGCAGAUUCAUAUAAAGCCCUGAUCCUCCGAACGAGCAUCUGGUAACUUGAGACAUUUCAUCUUGGAAUUCUUGGUGUUUUUUUGUUUUUUUUCUGUCCUAACAAGACUUGAGAUGAUUCAAGUUUCAAGGACACCAGAGUUCUCCAACUUUGGAAGCAUGAAUUCAUUUUCUCACAUUUCCACCGGUCAAGACUUUGGCUCAAUGGCAACGGGCAGAAGACAAAGAUCACGCUCACAAUAUGACUCAGAGGAGAGUAAAAGCAUUGAAUCGCAGACGCAGACAGAGGAAAUCAGUCUAAGACCUCGCUCCAGGUCAUUUUACAGUUUUGAGAUGUCAGAACGGUCUGCAGACAACAGCAUGGAAAGCUUUUUAAGGUCCAGUCCUCUGAGGCAGAAAGCAAACACAGUGUUUAAGAGUCUGGCACCAAAGAAGGAAGAAAAGUCUGGAGUUCAGGUCACUUCACGGGGAAAAAAGUCCAAACUGAAGAAGCAUUCUCACUCUAGCGAGCUCAAUGGCAGCAAAAGCAGUGCCAAACCGAUGAUCACCAUCUCAGAGUUGGACAGUUGGGACAUCUGCUCGAGUUCUGGGAUGAAGUAUGGACAGUUUGUGGACUGGGAGAAGAUUGAUCCUGAAUCUGCAAGUAAAUACCAGGAGAUCCUCAAAAGCGAACAUAAAGAACUAAAAGCUAUGGGCCGACAGGGAUUCUUUGCCAUGCCACACACGCUGAGAGCCAAAGCUUACUAUCACAUCAUCCACUGCUUCACUUGCAGCAAAGCUGAAGCUCCAGACAGAGAAGUCUACUACGAAUUGGCCAAGAAGCUUUUUGGCGAGCAGAAACUCAGCAACCAUCCGGUCCCAGAGUACAUGGAAGAUGGAGACAUACCGAGAUACUGUCUCAACAAAGCAGGUCUGAACUCUGUCAAAAAGAUCCUUCUGUGCAUCGGGAACUACUUUCCAGAGAUGAACUACUGCCCCAUCCUCCCAGCCUUGGUGUCGGUCAUGCUCCACUUUAGCGAGGACGAAGCAGAGUGCUUCUACAGCGUGUCGCGGCUCAUCUGCUACAAAGACACCAACAAGCGUUACAUCGACCAGACCUUCCUCACCUACCGCGCCUCCUGCAUGACAUUCGGGGACAUUGCCAAUAGAUGUUGCAAAGGCAUUCGUAAGCUGAUUGCCAGCUCUCACCAGAACCUUUUUGAGUUCUACUCUGACUGGAUCAUGUGGAUAUUUGCUGACCUUCCAUUCACAUAUGCCAUCAGAGUUCUGGAUGUCUACUUACUGGAGGGCUACAAGGUUCUUUACAGAGUGGCUUUGGCUCUAUUGGAUCUCUACAAAGUAUCUGUCUCCUCUCGAGUGGCUGAUGUGGAGGACUUCCGAACAGACAUGAAAAGUUUUGUUCAGAGCGUGGCUCGCUACUGCACAGUUGAGAAGCUUCUGGAAAGAGCCUUCAUGAUUCCAAUGGCCACCAGGGCCGAGCUCAACCUUCUCUUUAAUGCCAACAAGGACUCACUCAUCCAGAAAGGUGUCAGCAAACACCAAAAGAGACAAACAGUGGAGACAGAGGAUUUCACCAACUUCUUCUCCAGUAUUGUUACGAAAGUAGAGAUGAGAGUCAUCUGGGCCUGGAUUCCUGAGCGAUUUGCUCUUUUCAGCCCCGUUCGGCUGUUCAGUACAGCUGAGCAUGAAAGAAGUCUUGCUUCGUUAUAUUCACAUGUGGAAGGACAUGAACCAGUUGUCCUGAUAAUCAAAACGAUGGACGAAGAGGUGUUUGGGGCGUUCUUGUCAACAGAUGUGAGUGAAAGAAACAAACACAACACUCAGACGCCGAUGUACUUUGGAACUGGAGAGUGUUUUGUGUUUACGCUUCGUCCCAGCAUGGAGCGCUACCAAAGAGCCAUGGUCAACAUUUUGACAAGAAUAGCUUCUCCUCGGCAGAUGACCUGUGUCUCUCCUCAGAUGUCAGGUUUUGGUAGCUCACAGAUGAGCAGCCCAACUGGGAUCCACCAAAAUCCCAGCAACCUGAACAUGCUGUGCUCUACUUCACUGGAGAACUCCCUGACUGCCAAAGAACCCAAGAGACCAAAAGAUCAACAUGCGUCCAUGUUCAUCGCAGGAAAUGACAGGCAGCUCAUUAUUGGUGGGGAUGGAGGCCAUGCCCUGUGCUUGGAAGGAGACUUGGAGGGUGGCUGCACGGAGCCGUGUGACACAUUCAUGAGCAACCCGCUCUGCAAGGGAAAUUUCCAGAUCCAGUCCUUGGAGGUUUGGGGCAUCCAGAACUCUGUUUGUUCGUCUCCCAGUCCUCCGCCUCAUUAGAGAAACGUGCAGUUUCACAGCUGUUUUUCUCCACACUCAAGUUUGUUUUUUAUGUAAAUUAUUGUAACUUGAUGCUGUUUUGAAAUGCACUCUCUGAUGAAAUGUAGAUUAAUUCUUAAUUUUCUAGGAAGCCGUGUGACUUGCUGCUUUUGCUGCAUUAAUAUAGUAUUUUUUUAACCAUUUUUUCCUUUGGUUUUAUCUUUAUCAUUUACACAUGCUUCAUUGUAGACAAAAAAUGAGUUUUGGACAACAAACAAUACUUUUGGUUAAAUCACUUCAUGUUUUAGGUACAAAGAUAUCUGCUAUGCUUCUAAGUUGUUGCUCCAAUAAAUACCAAUACUAGCUUAAAUGUGUGCAAUAUGUAUCACAUUUAUUAUUAAUGUGAAGUUGGCUAUUUGUUGAGAAAAAAUAUCCACAAAAAUGAAAGCCAAAACCUAAAAAGAAAUUCAGCUUUGGAAAAGUUCUUAGAUUUUUCAUUGUCUGCAUUUAUUAAAAAAAAAAUGACAGUUGUAGUUUUCUGUGUUUUCUAGGAGAGCAAAUCUUUCAAUAAAACAUGAUGAAACAGCAGACCUAAAACAAAAAAAAAGCCUUUCAACACAAGCAAUAUGCUAUAUUUAGUUUGUCACUUGUGGAAAAUAAAAUUGUUCUUUUGUACUGAAGUGUCUUGAUAAAAAAUAAAAGGAUAUAAAUA
Messenger RNA from Oryzias melastigma (Indian medaka), 3515 nucleotides. Its product is annotated as TBC1 domain family member 24. Bases 623 to 2824 code for a protein of 733 amino acids. NCBI's taxonomy places the organism in Eukaryota, Metazoa, Chordata, Actinopteri, Beloniformes, Adrianichthyidae. The record is from RefSeq and is a predicted model, not a curated record. The transcript is spliced from 11 exons.